Fonsecaea monophora is the source of this 2991-nucleotide messenger RNA. RefSeq lists its product as hypothetical. NCBI's taxonomy places the organism in Eukaryota, Fungi, Ascomycota, Eurotiomycetes, Chaetothyriales, Herpotrichiellaceae. The record is from RefSeq and is a predicted model, not a curated record. The transcript is spliced from 5 exons. Gene Ontology annotation, molecular function: hydrolase activity. The coding region runs from base 1 to 2991 and encodes 996 amino acids.
AUGCCUACAUCUGCGCACUCGGACAUGCCGGACGAUUGCUUUUCGUUUGAAGAAUCGACAGCGUGGCUGGAAUUUUUUGCACCACAAGAGAGGGAAGCCAGCCCGAGACAAGAGCCGAGCGGGACCACAGCGGACCAAAGUUCACGAGAUCCAGACAUGCGCGAGACCCCGUCUGACGGUCACGGAGAAGACAGUUGCUCUCAAGCUGUUGACAUAUCUCCAGGUGGUGACGAUACUCGACACAGUGCACUGCCACCAGAUCCGUCUCCUGCAACAAGCGAGCUACAACAUACAGAACGUUGGCUGAUAACCCCCUCACGGGACUACUGGGUUUCUAAAGAUAUCUCGGUUCAAAAGGCUGUAGAUCGACUAAUCACACCACCCAGGUCAAGUUCAGUAACGUCUACGUCUCCCGACCUCGCCGCCCUCGAUCUCGAAAUGGACCAGUCUGAUAUGACGACGCGGCUGCUAUCAGGGAUCAACUUUUUGCCAGCUUUCGACGGCCUUCUCUCAGCAAUGUCCUUUGGGCCAACAGGAUGCCGGCCAUUUUCGCCGCCGUCGCCGUCGCCGAUGGUGUCGUUGAGUUCCAUGUUGAACAGAAGCAACAUCGACGCUCUCGUCAAUUCCUACAGACAGUAUUUCAAUCCUAAUUUGCCGCUUUUGCAUUUUCCAACACUCGAUCUUGACUCAGCAUCGAUCGAAGUCCCUCUGUCUCCUACAAUAGAGGAAUGGCCGACAUCUGCACUGCUAUCCGGUCGACGCCGCAUGCAACGACCAUUGCUGUUGUCGACGCUCGCAUUGGGCGCCGCUUUUUGCGGCCAAGUCACCUUGGCUCGAGAGUUGUACCGGCAAACAAGCGCAGCACUUACAUCAUCCUUGAAAUCAGUCCGCAAUCUGCCGGUGGAAUCGGCUCCCAUACAAAUCAUGCAAGCCCUCCUGCAACACCUCAGCGGCUGUGUCUCUUUGCUGGCGCUGAUCAAAGGCGCAGGCAUUGGCACGUCUUCACACGCCUUCCAACCUGUUGAUUCGUCUCUCGAAAUAGGGCAGCACGUCAAAUGGUUGAUAUGGGUCCAUCAGGAAGAGCAAAAACGCCUCUUUUUCUCAACCCUGUGGUUGGUCAGUGCCUUCAAUCUGUAUUUCAAUGGUAUCUGUCGUCCAUCCUUGGCCGAUGUGGAAAUCAGUCUCCCGUGCAAGGAGGCAUUAUGGGAAGCCCCUGAUGCGCGAUCGUGGGCCGAGCUCCAACCGAACUCGUCGACGCCGCCGUCAUUUGUCGACGAGUUCAAGGCUCUUUUCGACCUAAAUACUCCAUCGCACUCUACGAGUCUCGAUGAUGACUUGGAGAACGAGACUAAUUUUCACGAGCGAGCUCUCGAAAUGCAACAGCAAGAUACCGUCGCCGAUAAAGGAAUCGGAGAAUUUGCCUGUUUGUUGCUGAUAUCGGUCCUGCAUGUCUGCGUCCUUGCACGAACUCAAAAUCAGCCGUCGCCGCUGACAGAUGACGUGAUACCUAACGAUGUCCCAUCUCUCAAAUCCGCAGUCAGGCGGUGGCAGCGACUGUGGUUGAGUUUUCCUCGACAGCCUUCCUUCGGAACCAGAUAUCGCUUACUGAUGAGCUGCCUUCCCAUGCUCGAUCACAUCAAUCUAUCCUUUAAACUCGACGAUCGGGCCAUGAAAGAAGCUAUCCAUCGCCGAGACCUGACCUCAGUGAAGCUCGUGCCCUUGUCGGAUAGCCCGGGCCACACCGCCCGGACUGCUGGAACGUCAGUAGACCACGAACAAUACCUCUGGAAUGCAUCAGAGACAUUGGAGCAGGAGAUUUUGUGGCAUGAGAUAACCUUAUAUGCCAGCCAUGCGUUGGAAGCCACAUUUCGACUUGCACCCUGGUGGACAUCUCCUUCAGAAGCUUCUCAUAUGCCCCUCCAUUCGGCAAUGAAUGUAUUCCACUGUUUACAAGUUUUCGCCUCGUGGGCAUCAGGGUUCCAAAGAGAGACACAAGCAUACGACUCUUUCCACCAAGGUGACCUGUGGUCCGAAGAAUUUUGGACCAUCAUCCAAGCUUGCCGUCGUUUGAUUCGCAAGUGUCGGAGUAAUAUGGGCUUGACUGGAUCUUGUGCGGCCGUCGAAGCCCCGGUCAAAGGUUUUCGUGGUGCCGCCGAAAUAGUCUUGACGCUGCUGCAAGUAUAUUCCCGCCUCUUGUCCGAGUAUUCAUCAGUGUGGCCAGGAGGCGGGUUCGCUUUAGCUCCUAAUGCCGGCCAUCUGGGAUUUGUGCUUGACUGCUCCAAAGUGCUACAGGAAAAGGGCGAGAGCGUUCUCGUAGCCUUUGUCGAGUAUGAGAUUGAGCUAACGGAAACUUUCAAAACACCAGGGUUGACUCCGAAGACUGUCUAUCCGACCCAGUACAUCCAGGGCAUCGAGGCUUUGAAGUACGUGCUCCAUCUUGGCCAUAUGCCUUCGAAUAUCAUCCUCGGUGGCGACUCGGCCGGAGGCAACAUAUGUCUGGCCAUCAUCUCCCAAGCUCUGCACCCAUCCAGCACGCUGCCACAGCUCGACUUGCCCUCACCCUUGGCGGGCGUCUUCUUGAUCUGCCCUUGGUCCAGCUUCCAGUCGUCGUCACGCUCUUACCGCGAGAAUGCGGGAGCCGACGUCGUCCUCGCAUCACAGAUGCAUCAAUGGGCCAAGUUAUUCCUACCGCCGGCCGGCUUGGACAGCGCUAUCGUACAUCGCAGCUUGGUUGAACCCGUGACCGCCGAUGCCGAGUGGUGGAAAAACUUCCCAGCACAGCAGGUCUUGAUUGUGGGCGGAGACAAGGAGGUUUUUCGAGACGACCUCAUCGGACUGGGGAAACAGCUGGCCGACGCCUCCGUCCCGGCCACCACGGUCAUCUGUGAGAAGCAGAUCCAUAUCGAGUGCAUUCUGGACAGCCAAUACGGCUUCACGGCGGGCAGGAUGUCCACUACCAUCUGGGACUGGUUGGCACGUCUCGGCUGGUGA